AUGGAAAAACGUGAGACAUUCAUACAAGCAGUAUCUAAGGAGCUGAUUGGAAAAUUUUUGCAAUUCAUUCAACUUGAUAAGGAUACUUGUGACCCGUUCAACCUAAAUGAGUUGAUAGAUGAAUUAUCAAGGAAGCAGAAAGAAGAACUAUGGCAAAGGCUCAAGAAUUUGCUAGUAGAUGUGUUGCUGGAGAGCCCAGUGGAGGGGUGGCAGACAGCAAAAGCCUCCAGUGAACACAGUAUGAAAGUAGAGCAGGGUUCAAAGAUGCAUGGAAACAUAGAAAUAAUCCAUGCAGUUACAUCUGUGAUUCUUGCUUCUAUGUCGGUAAUAAAUGAAAGAGAGAACUAUGAAGCCUUACUGGAGUGUGCUGUUAUAUUAAAUGGAAUUUUGUACGCGCUGCCAGAGUGUGAGCGAGCGCUGCAGGGCUCCAUCCAGGACCUGUGCGUGAAGUGGUGGGAGAGAGGCCUGCUCGCCAAGGAGAACAUGGGCAAGACUGCCUUCGUCAUGCUGCUGAGGAGGAGUCUCAGGACGAAAACAGGUGCAGACAUAUGUCGGCUGUGGCGUAUCCAUCAGGCUUUAUAUUGCUUUGAUUAUCAUUUGGAAGAAAGUAGAGAAAUUAAAGACAUGCUGCUUGAGUGCUUCAUAAAUGUCAAUUACAUCAAAAAAGAAGAGGGAAGAAGAUUUCUUAGUUCUCUCUUCAAUUGGAAUAUAAAUUUCAUUAAAAUGAUUCAUGGGACCAUUAAAAACCAGUUACAGGGAUUACCAAAAUCUUUGAUGGUACUCAUUGCGGAAAUUUAUUUCAGAGCUUGGAAAAAGGCUUCAGGGAAAAUAAUGGAGGCCAUCGAGAACGACUGCAUCCAGGACUUCAUGUACCAUGGCGUCCACCUUCCUCGGAGGUCUCCAGUGCACCCUAGAGUGCGCAAGGUGCUGAGUUACUUUCACCAUCAAAAGGAAGUUCGGCAGGGAGUGGAGGAGAUGCUUUACAAGCUGUACAAGCCCAUCCUUUGGAGAGGAUUAAAGGCCAGAAACUCGGAAGUCCGGUCCAAUGCUGCACUGCUGUUUGUUGAAGCGUUUCCUAUCCGGCAUCCAGGAUUUAAUGCCAUUGAGAUGGACAGCGAGAUUCAGAAACAGUUCGAAGAACUCUACAGCCUUUUAGAAGAUCCUUACCCGAUGGUCCGUUCCGCAGGGAUCCUUGGUGUUUGUAAAAUAACCUCCAAAUACUGGGAGAUGAUGCCUCCGACCAUUCUUAUUGAUCUCCUCAAGAAGGUAACCGAGGAGCUGGCAUUUGAUUUGAGCUCUGCUGAUGUGCGCUGUUCUGUCUUUAAGUGUCUGCCAAUAAUUUUGGAUAAUAAAUUGAGCCACCCGUUAUUAGAACAGCUUUUGCCAGCAUUAAAAUACUGUCUCCAUGACAAUUCAGAGAAAGUGAGGGUGGCUUUUGUUGAUAUGCUGCUGAAAGUUAAGGCUGUGAGGGCUGCUAAGUUUUGGAAAAUAUGCCCCAUGGAGCACAUUCUGGCGCGUCUGGAGUCGGACUCCCGACCGGUGUGCCGGCGCCUGGUGGGGCUCAUCUUCAACUCCUUCCUGCCGGUGAACCAGCCUGAGGCCGUGUGGUGCGAGCGCUGCGUGGCGCUGCUGCAGAUGAACCACGCAGCCGCGCGCAGGUUCUACCAGUACGCGCAUGAGCACACGGCCUGCACCAACAUAGCAAAACUGAUCCACGUGAUCCGCCACUGCCUGAACGCCUGCAUCCGGAGAGCCCUGAGCGCCUGCAGGGAGGACGCGGAGGAGCCGGGGAAGGAGAACACUAGCGCUCUGGACCAGACGCUGUCAGUGAGCGAUGCUGCGUCCAUGGCGGGGCUGCUGGAGAUCGUGGUGAUUCUCUGGAGGAGCAUUCACAGGAGCCUGGAGAAUAACAAGGAGGCCCGAGUGUACACUGUCGACAAGUUUGCCUCAGUGCUGCCACAGUACAUGCGCGUGUUCACGGACGACCGCUGCAGGACCCCUCUGUGCGUGCUGGCGUCCCUGAUGCCCGCCCCGGCCGUGCCCGUCUUCAGCUGCGGUGUGAUUUCCACACUGAGGAACCAAGAGGAGGGAGCCGCUGGCAGGACCUACUGCACCUUGCUGGACUGCCUCUGCUCCUGGGGCCACGUGGGGCACGUCCUGGAGCUCGUCUGCGACUGGCUGCCCGAGGGGCCGCCUCAGAGCAAGGGCAACUUGGCCUCCAAGCGGAAAGUGCGGGUCCAGGACCCCUGUCCGGUCAAACCUGGGCUGGCACUGGUCUAUGUGGAGUAUUUGCUAACCCACCCCAAGAACCGCGAGUGCCUCCUCUCUGCGCCCCAGAAGAAGCUGAACUGUCUUUUGAAAGCACUUGAAGCAUCCAAGGGGGAUCUGGAGUCCAUUCUGCAGUCGUCAGAUGGCAGCCCUCCGCGCCUGAGUGAGGGUACCACCCUGCGGGCCUUCAGCCUCUACUGUCGGCUGAGCAUCCAUCUUCAGCACAAGUUCUGCUCAGAAGGCAAACUUUACCUGUCCACUUUGGAAGACACCGGGUCUUGGUUAGAAAGCAAAGUUUUAUCUUUCAUUCACGGUCAAGACGAAGAAUACCUGAAGCUUCACAGGGUGGUUUAUCAGCAGAUUAUCCAGACCUACCUGACUGUGUGUAAGGAUGUCAUCAUGGUUGGCCUUGGCGACUGCAAGUUUCAGACGCAGCUUCUACAGUGGAGCCUUGGACUUAUGCAAACAGUGAAGGGAUUCUUUUAUGUUUCAUUGCUUCUCGGCAUUCUGAAAGAGAUAACUGGAAGUUCCUUGACACGGAAAACAGACUCGGAGGAAGAGGUCGCCGCGGUAUUUGACAUGGUCCAGAAAGUAUUUCAGCGAAUGCUGGAGUGCAUGGCGCGGAGCUUCAAGAAGCAGCCUGAGGAGGGCUUGCAGCUCCUUUACUCCGUUCAGACUCCUCUGCACGAAUUCAUCGGCACGGUGCAAUGCUGGCACGUGGACACGCCUGUUCACCGCGGCGUGUUCUCCACCCUGAUCGCUGCGUCUGUGGUUGAGAUAAGCCACCAGCUCCGGAAGGUUUCUGAUAUGGAAGAGCUUACCCCGCCAGAGGGUCUUUCAGCCCUUCCACCAUUUUCAAGGUGUCUAAUAGGAAUAAUAAUAAAAUCUCCGAAUGUGGUCAGGUCAUUUUUAGAUGAAUUGAAGGCAUGUGUCAUUUCUGAGGAUAUUGAAGGCAUCGUUUGUCUCACAGCUGUUGUGCACAUUAUCUUGGUUAUUAAUCAAGGUAAACAUAAGAGUUCAAAAGUGAAGGAUGUUGCAGCUACUAUUGAUAGAAAACUAAAGGCAUUCAUGGAAAUUACUUUGGAGGAGGAUAGCUUGGAAAGGUUUCUUUACGAAUCAUCAUCAAGAACUUUGGGAGCACUUUUGAAUUCAUAA
Molecule: messenger RNA, 3423 nt
Organism: Rangifer tarandus platyrhynchus (Svalbard reindeer)
Lineage: Eukaryota; Metazoa; Chordata; Mammalia; Artiodactyla; Cervidae
Source: the annotation of a GenBank genome assembly